This is a messenger RNA of Drosophila hydei, 2616 nucleotides long. Its product is annotated as endoplasmic reticulum metallopeptidase 1-like. Lineage: Eukaryota; Metazoa; Arthropoda; Insecta; Diptera; Drosophilidae. Gene Ontology annotation, molecular function: metalloexopeptidase activity. The transcript is spliced from 10 exons. Gene Ontology annotation, biological process: proteolysis. The coding region runs from base 1 to 2616 and encodes 871 amino acids. The record is from RefSeq and is a predicted model, not a curated record.
AUGAGUGACAAGGACAAGUUGAUAUUGGCAGAAUCUGCCGAAGCUCUAAAAAAUGUGGACAAAACGGAGUCCAAUUCAAAAGUACCAUGGUAUUUUGCAAGUGGCUUCCUGCUGUUCUGGGGACUCCUCUUCUUUGCUGUGGUUCUACCUUUUUUCAAUAAGCUACCUACGCCCCUAACAAUGGAGGAUGCAAAGAAAAAUGUAUUCAUAUCUGAACGGGCCUACAACAACCUGUACACUCUAUCCAAUAUCGGCAACAAAUUGAUUGGCAGCAAGGAAAAUGAGGUGGAUGCAGUCAAUUUCAUUCUAAGUGAUCUUGCACAGAUCAAGGAAGCUCUCCUCGAAGACUUUUUCGAUAUGGAAAUUGAUGUGUCACAAGUCUCUGGGGCAUUCCCGUACAAAACUAUGCUAAACAUGUACCAAGGCGUUCAAAAUAUUGCUGUUAAGCUAUCGCCCAAAGCAAGCAGCAGUGAGACCUAUCUCCUCGUCAACAGUCACUUCGACUCGAAGCCAUACACUGCAUCUGCGGGUGAUGCGGGCUUUAUGAUUGUCACGAUGUUAGAAGUUCUGCGUGUGAUUGCAACCACUCCACAGGCUCUAGAGCAUCCGAUUGUCUUCUUGUUUAACGGAGCUGAAGAAUCCGCGAUGCAAGCAUCUCAUGGUUUUAUAAUGCAGCACAAAUGGGCGGCAAAAUGCAGAGCCGUCGUUAAUCUUGAUGCUGCUGGUAGUGGAGGUCGGGAAGUCCUAUUCCAAACUGGCCCCAGCCAUCCAUGGCUAGUCAAUUACUAUAAAAACUAUGUCAAACAUCCAUUUGCAACGACCAUGGCUGAGGAAAUCUUCCAAUCAGGAAUCAUUCCAUCCGAUACAGAUUUCCGACAGUUUAAUAUAUAUGGAAAUAUCCCCGGGUUGGACAUGGCUCAAAUUUCUAAUGGGUUUGUCUACCACACCAAAUACGACCUUAUCGACGUGAUUCCUCGUGGAGCCUUCCAGAACACCGGCGACAAUGUCCUUAGCCUGGUCCGUGGACUGGCUAAUGCUACUGAAUUGCACGAUACGGAUGCAUAUAAGACUGGCCAUGCAGUCUUCUUCGAUUUCUUGGGUCUCUACUUCGUCCAUUAUCCGGAAGCUACGGGAAAAUCCAUAAAUAUUGCUGUUGCCGCAGCUGUCCUAGUUUUCGUUUUCAUUUCGAUGUGGCGCAUGUCUGCUGUGUCCAAUGUCUCCAUAUGCCAUGUGGUGCGCUGGUUUAUAUUGGUGCUUAUCAUCCAGAUAAUUUCCUUUGUACUUGGACUGGUACUUCCUGCUGUAGUUGCCUAUGGAAUGGAUACCUUGGGACUAUCGCUGACCUAUUACAGCACUCCGUUGUUGGUGAUCGGUCUUUACGUGUGCCCCUCACUAAUCGGCCUCAGCUUGCCAAUCACCUUGUACUAUUCUUUGCAGCGCAACGAUAAGAUAUCAAAUGCUUACCAUCUCCAAUUGGCAUUGCACUGUCAAGCCCUGAUCCUUGCCCUUUUAGCCGUUGGUCUUACACUCUAUGGCUUGCGAUCCGCCUACAUCUUCGUAAUUCCACUGGCUUUCUAUAUGCUGUCCUUAGGCAUUAACUUAUUGACUACUCUGCAUGAUCGCGGCUAUGCCUGGGCGGGUGUUCUUAAAGUCAGCCAGGUGAUUCCUUUCCUAUAUAGCAGCUACCUGAUUUAUACAUUCGUGGUAGUACUGACACCAAUGGGUGCACGUGCAGGCAGUGCCUCGAAUCGGGACUUGUACAUUGCCGUCUUAGCAGCCGUAGGAACAGUUCUCUCCUUUGGGUUCUUGGUCCCACUUAUCAAUGCUUUCCGCAAGCCCUGUUUCGUGGUACUCUCUCUGUGCGUAGUCACUGCCAUUGCUUUGUAUUUGGCCAGUAGCACACAAAUCGGAUUCCCGUAUCGACCAAAGACCAAUGGCCAGCGAGUUGCAUAUUUGCAAGUGCGCAACAAGUUCUACGAGUACGAUGGUACACUCAGUAAGGAUCAGUCUGGAUACUUGUUCAAUUUCCAGGACAGGCGAGAAGAAAAACCACUUUUGGGCACGAAGGUCAAUCUGACUGGAUUGGAGAGUAUCUUGACGAGUUGCGAGACCUACAUGAUGUGUGGCAUGCCUUUGUAUGAUUACCGCUUUGUUCAGAAUAGACUUCAGAGCAAAUGGCUGCAACGAACUGAAGAUGUUGAAAUACCAGAGGAAACCACGUUGACGAAAAUAUCUAAAACAACGAUUAACGAAACAACUGUUCGCCUUGAAUUCAACCUAACGGGACCUACUCACAUGAGCUUAUUCAUUAAAGCCUAUGAAGACGUGACGAUAAGUGCCUGGUCGUUCCUACCAAGCUAUCUGGCGCAGCCACCUGCAGCUCCGCUACCCUAUCAUAUAUACUUCACUAACGGUAUUGAUAGAUCUCCAUUGAGUUUCUAUGUGGAACUUACGAAAACCGACGGCGAUUUUGAUGUACCAGUGCUGCAACUUGGAGUCUCCGGACAUUACAUACAAAGUCCCGGAGACGCUCAAGCAGUAAAGUUUGCUUCUUCAUUCCCCUCCUUUGCUAUAUUGGCACAGUGGCCGGCACUAUAUAAACGUUACAUAUUUUAA